Messenger RNA from Dama dama (fallow deer), 2484 nucleotides. RefSeq names its product ADAMTS like 5 (gene ADAMTSL5). The coding region runs from base 321 to 1766 and encodes 481 amino acids. The transcript is spliced from 13 exons. Gene Ontology annotation, biological process: extracellular matrix organization. NCBI's taxonomy places the organism in Eukaryota, Metazoa, Chordata, Mammalia, Artiodactyla, Cervidae. The record is from RefSeq and is a predicted model, not a curated record. Gene Ontology annotation, cellular component: extracellular matrix. Gene Ontology annotation, molecular function: protein binding; metalloendopeptidase activity.
CGCCCAGGGGCCGCCCGGGGAGCCAGGACGAGCCGCCUGGGCUCUGCGUAGCUGGCGGCUCGGGGGCUCCAUCCCACACCCUCCGCACAUGAGGCCAUGAGGCACCCACUGGACCAGGGCCAGGUCACCCCUCCCUGCCCCUUACCCCAUCCAGGAGCUCCCUGCUGUCUCACAUCUGGGAGCUGAGGGAGCCCUGGAGGCUGGGGGCCUGCCUGUGAGGGGGUGCCUCUGCCGGGCACCAGCUCCAGCUCCCACCAGCCACACCCUCUGCAAGGUCUCAUAGAAUACUGGACAGAACCGAGCUGGUCCCCAUUACACAGAUGGGGAAACUGAGGCCAGAGAAAGAGGAGCAUCUGGCCCCCGGCUAUACCAGAAGACCCCGCUCCCUCUGGAACCUCUUGCUUCUGCUGUGGACCUUCCUGAAUUGUGGUUUGGGGGGCAACGCUCAGGGUCCAGGUGAGUGGACGCCAUGGGGUUCCUGGAGUCGCUGUUCCAGCUCUUGCGGGCGAGGGCUCUCAGUGCGCAGCCGGAGAUGUAUCCGGUUUCCAAGGGAAGAACUGUGCUGGGGGGACACCCAUGAGUACCGCCUCUGCCAGCAGCCUGACUGUCCCCCAGGGGCCAUGCCAUUUCGAGACCUCCAAUGUGCCCUCUACAAUGGCCACCCCAUCCUAGGCACCCAGAAGACCUACCAAUGGGUGCCCUUCUAUGGUGCACCCAACCAGUGCGACCUCAACUGCCUAGCCGUGGGGCACGACUUCUAUCACAGCUUCGGUCGCGUGCUGGACGGUACCCCCUGCAGUCCGGGCGCCCAGGGACUCUGCGUGGCUGGCCGCUGCCUCAGUGCCGGCUGUGACGGUUUGCUGGGCUCCGACGCCCGCGAAGACCGCUGCGGCCGCUGCGGCGGCGCCAACGACUCGUGCCUCUUCGUACAACGCGUGUUCCGCGACGCCGGUGCCUUCGCUGGGUACUGGAACGUGACCCUGAUCCCCGAGGGCGCCAGACACAUCCGCGCCGCCCACCGGAGCCGGAACCACCUGGCGCUGAUGGGGGGCGACGGGCGCUACGUGCUCAACGGGAACUGGGCGGUCAGCCCGGCCGGGACCUACGAGGCAGCGGGCACCCGCGUGAUCUACACCCGCGCCACAGGGCGGGAGGAGACAUUGCGCGCCGCCGGGCCCACCUCCGAAGACCUGCUCCUGCAGGUCCUCCUGCAGGAGCCCAACCCAGGCAUUGAAUUCGAGUUCUGGCUCCCUCGGGAGCGCUAUGGCCCCUUCCAGGCGCAGGCUCAGGUCUUGGGCUGGUCCCCGCGGCAGCCUCAGCCUCGGGAGGUAGACCCUCAGCCCCUUGAGUCCCCCACUGUCAUCCCUCCACGGACCCCGAUCCCCACUCCAGAGCCCUGUCCACCCUGCCCGGACACCCGCGGUCGUGCCCACCGGUUGCUCCACUAUUGCGGCAGUGACUUCGUGUUCCAGGCCCGGGUGCUGGGCCGCGUCCGCCAGGCCCAGGAGACCCGCUAUGAGGUGCGCGUGCAGCUCAUCUACAAGAACCGCUCCCCACUGAGGGCCCUGGAGUACGUGUGGGCUCCAAGCCGCUGCCCUUGCCCCCCGCUGGCCCUCCAUCGGGACUACCUGCUGGCUGCCCGGCGCCUCAUUAGCCCUGAUGGCACCCAGGACCGGCUGCUUCUCCCCCAUGCUGGCUAUGCCCGGCUCUGGAGCCCCGCCGAGGACAGUCGCGUGCGCCUGGCUGCACGGCACUGCCCUCUCUGAGACGCCAGACCAGACCUUGGCCACACAUGGGUGACUAGUCUAAGUCAGCAUAUGUCUCCUCUUUCCAUAGCUUCCAGGGAGAUAGGAACUGUUUGUCUUCCACCUGCAGCUCUAUGACUCCCAUCAUCACACUCAGAUACCCCUACCUUCAGAGCCACUGUCACCAGCAGGUCCACACUGGUGAGGACUCAAUGAACAGACUUUUAAUUCUGGUUUCGUCUCUCACCUUGGCUGCCAGGAAACGCAUAGUUGUUCUACACCCAGAGACUUUGUGUCUGCUUUUAUUCCCCUUGCUUCACACUCAUGUGCUCAGAGACAUUGUCACACACAAGCCUGGUCCCAGGAAAACAUGCCUAAAGAAAUGUGGUAAUGGUUUUCCCUCUUGUCCUGCCUACCAGGAAGUUCAUCACUGUUUAACCCCCGACACUCUCUCCUUUCAGGCUGCUACUUACACACGCACUCUCAUAUUUUCAGAGACACUGUCACAAACAGGCAUGACCCCCAGAAAACAUGCCUACCCAGGCACUGUAACAUACUAAUUUCCCCUUUUGCCCUUGCUACCAGGAAGUUCACAGAUAAUCUUAACAGCUUCAGCAAUUUGAGGGUGGGGUGGGCUUUCCUUCAGGCAACCCUCCUGUUCACCCCCUUUUUUAUUCCUAUUUAAUUUUUACAAGAGCUGUUUUUUUAAAAAAUAAAAAAACAAGCCCAGUUACACACA